Molecule: messenger RNA, 833 nt
Organism: Paramecium primaurelia
Lineage: Eukaryota; Ciliophora; Oligohymenophorea; Peniculida; Parameciidae
Source: the annotation of a GenBank genome assembly
AUGAUUUCUAGUAACUAAACGAAAUCAUUACUUGAAGUCAUAGAAAAGAACGAAGAUCCAUCAGCAUUUGCAGAUGCUUUAGGUCUUUUAGAAAAAUUAAUUACUAAGUAUUUAAAAAGAUUUAAAUUAGUAUAAUCAAUAAUCCCAAUGAAGAUAAAUUUAAACAUAUAAAGAUGACAGUUAAAACAUUAGCCACACGAUUAUUUAAUAUAAAAUAAAUGGCAGAAUUAUUAACAUCAUUAGGUUUCAUUUAAGUAAUCAAUUAACGCUAAUAAAAUAAAGUUAGAUUAAGAAUUUUAUUUACCUGAUGAAGAAUAUGUAUCAUUAUUAGAGAAUUUCAAUACAAUUAAGUGGUAGCAUAUUUUAGCUUAAGGUAGAGUAGAGGGACCAUAAUAAUAUUAAAAAGCUUAGGAAAUGUAAAAUUUUUUUUUUUACAUUUUUUUUAGCGUUAGAUAAUAACAAGAUGUAUAGAGAUAAUAUGAAAAAGAACAAAAAGAAAAGGAGAAAAUUUAAUAAUAAAUAAAAUAUGAUAGAUAAGAGAGAAGUUUAGUGAAAGAGAAGGAUUCUAAGGCAAAUGAUUUAUAAUUUGGUGCCAAAGUUAAAACAUGUGAGUAAUUAGGCAUAAAUAAGAAUACUGGUAAACGUGGGUGAGGUUGAGCGAGGCGAAGGUUUAAAUACUUUCGCCUCGCAUUAUAAUAAUAAAGAAAAUAAUAAUCAAUCAAAUAAUUGAAGUAAGAAAUUACUUCUUAGAUGAUCAAUAGGCAUUUAAAAUUAAUUGAUGCUUUUUGAGAGAUGGAUUGUGAGUUUUCUUUAUAUAUAUAUGUAUGGUGAAG